AUGAUUCGAAAUUUUCAACUGUUUAUCCUCUUAAUUCAAAUCGGAUGCAUUGUAGCACAAGAAACGCUGAACAUUUCCAAUUAUCAAAUCGAGUUGGAGGACCUUGAAAAGCGCGUUUUUACGAACUACGAUCCCCAGCUACCUCCAUACGAUGGUGAUAAAGCGAUUAAAAUGACUCUCCAAGUUCACAGCUCACAUCUCGCUGUCCCACCCGGUGAUCAGGCGACUCUUCAUUUCUAUGGAGCUUUCUUUUAUACUUGGCAAGAGCAAAAACUCGGUUGGAAUCCGGCCGAUUCCAAAAAAAAGAUGAAAGUUGUCGUUCACGAUCAACAAAAGCUCUGGUUACCUAAAAUGAUGAAAGUUGUGGGUGGAAUCAUUUCAAUGGUGAACUGGGAGAUGACUUGGAAAAUUGGCUCAUUUUUGACGGUGGAUGACCCGAAUCGUUAUCAGAAAGCCAAAGUCCAUUUUUAUCACGAGGUCGAGCUACAGAUUCCUUGCAAAGUGAGCGGGAAAUACCCGAAAGAGACACUCGAG
Messenger RNA from Mesorhabditis belari, 534 nucleotides. Lineage: Eukaryota; Metazoa; Nematoda; Chromadorea; Rhabditida; Rhabditidae. The record is from the annotation of a GenBank genome assembly.